Folsomia candida is the source of this 684-nucleotide messenger RNA. RefSeq lists its product as uncharacterized. The transcript has 2 exons. The record is from RefSeq and is a predicted model, not a curated record. The coding region runs from base 1 to 684 and encodes 227 amino acids. Lineage: Eukaryota; Metazoa; Arthropoda; Collembola; Entomobryomorpha; Isotomidae.
AUGACGCCACUCUGCAAUGCGGAAGGUGUUUGGCUUGGGUCACAUGGUGUUAAUUAUUUAUGGACUGCGGUACUCGGGAUGGAGAUGUGGUUAAAUGUCGUGUUCGUUUAUGGCGGGGGAUUCUACUUGUUUAACCUCUACUUCCCGGGAAUUGCGUGUUUCUUGGAAUACAUCGAUCUUCUUUGGAAUUCCGCCUCCCCAAAUGCAGUGACAAGCUCACACAUUAGAAACAGGAUAACGCAAUACCGUCGAAUUCACAUACUCGAAAAGAUGUUCAAUUCCUACAUCGGAAACACGUGCAUUCCCUACAUGAUGGGAAUACUCCCGGCCAUCCAAAUAUUCGCGGUGUACGGAUGCAUCCAAUUUUAUCCGGUCGUCGAAAUGCCGCAAUAUCUCAUUUUCCCCUUAAUGGCGGUGGACGCUUUCUUAUGCAACGCAACCUCCGCAACGUUGUCAUCCUUCAUAAAUAUGGAAUCCGAGCACUUCCUGACAAAAUGCAAAAACUUGAAUUCGCGAAAAUUAGUAGGAACGAAGACUGGCAUGAUUUCGAGAGAGGUGAAGGCCUGUUCUGCACUCAAAAUUCGGUUCGGAAGCAACUACAUCGAUUCCGGUACGCCCCUCAUGAUUCAGCAUUUCUGUUGGGUACAAACCCUGCAAAUGUUGAUGAUUAUGUCAAAGUGGUGA